Messenger RNA from Lathyrus sativus (Indian pea), 978 nucleotides. The record is from the annotation of a GenBank genome assembly. NCBI's taxonomy places the organism in Eukaryota, Viridiplantae, Streptophyta, Magnoliopsida, Fabales, Fabaceae.
AUGUCUGCUGUUAGGUUUUCUCAUAGUUCAAUCGAGGGUUAUUUCAAUUUCCAAAAUGUUCAAAAUUACCACCAUCACCCUAAUAGGGUUUUGAAUCUUGCAAGAGUUUCGAGUUUUUCGAUUGAUUUGUCGAGCCGUUGUUAUUCCAAAGGAAAGUUAGCUUCUGUAUCUGGUGAAAGGGGGUUUAAAGCUGUAUUUGAUUCUAGAUUCUCUAGGGUAUGUUUCCGGAGGAGUGUUGAAUUGUCGAAUGUUGCUUUGAUGAGUCGUGUGUUGGAUUGUCGAAUGUAUUCGUCGUCUUUGGGUGGGAAAGGAAGUGGGGACGGUGCAACGGAAGUGGCUGCUAGUGAUAAUGGUGGUGGUGAUUCGGUUGUUUCGGGUGAUUUGGUUGAGAGGGUGAAAGAUAUGUGGAAGACUGUUGCAGAGACUGCUUCUUAUGUUGGGGAAAUGAUUAAAGAAACUUCUGAUGGAGGAGGAGGCGAUGUGUUGAGUGGUUUAUUCAUGCAGUUUUCAAAGCCCUUUUCAAUUGGAGAUACAAUAAAAGCUGGAUCGAUAGAGGGUCAAGUGCUGGAAAUUGGUCUUACUAGCACAUCAUUGCUGAGUCCUGAGAAACUCCCAGUCAUUGUGCCGAACUCCUUUUUUUCAAACCAGGUAAUUGUGAACAAGUCCCGUGUUGAUUUUCUUGCCAUCAUUACCAAAAUCCCCCUGCAAAUUGAAGAUUUAAGUAAGAUUCCCCAGAUAUCAAAUGAUGUAAAAAGCAUGUUAACAUCUAAUGCGAAAGUUUUCUUAGGAAAAGAUGUACCCUACUGUUUCUUGUCACGUAUAGAAAGCUCAUUCGCAGAACUGACUCUUGGAUACAACCUCAAGCACAUGCGCAAACAUGAGAACUACGCUGCACAACAAGAUAUUCUCCUGCAAGCAGUUCAGGUCAUUAAGAAUAAUGGUGCUUCUCUUGGAAGCACAUGGAAUGGCACUAAGUAA